CCAGACACCAGCGGCGAAAAAGCCUCCGAGGACCGCUUCCGCUUCCGGCUUGACCUCCGGCACCUCCGCUCCCCGACGGUCGCUGUCGCUCAGGCUCCGUUACCUUGAAAGCCGCAUUUGCCAAUAGCCGGCGCGGCGCGGUUUCCGUAGGAGACGCUGUCGGGCCGAGUACACGGCCCCGCCCGACAGUGGCUCCGAGUGCGAGCCGCCAUCUUGCAGGCGCGUCCACUCCGGGCGGCGGAGGAAGGGGCCUCCCGCGGGCUUUCGCGGAGCCGAGGCGCCGGUCGCGGUAGCCUCCUGGGAGCAAGGAGGUGUGCGCUCCCGUGGCUGGGGCUGUGUUGUAUUUAGAAAAGCCUGUUUGCCUUUCGGGAUACGCCGCUCGGCUGAGAGUUAAUUACCUGCCGGGAGAACCCCCCGGGGAUGAGGGGAGCCAGGGAGGGAAAAGCACCAAAUCACUAAGGCCCGAGGGCCGACGUCCUCCACGCUACGGCUGAAUCCGGGGAGAAAUCAUCCGCGGCCGAGGGGGGAAGGGAGGACAGCACCGUCUGCCUUUUGGAGACGCCCUCGGGGACCACGUGGAGCCCGUUCCCGGGCGACACCGCCGGCAAAAGAGAUGUCAGAAUGGGCAGUCCGCUGCUGGAGGGGAUCCCUUUUGCUGUUUUUUAUGAGUUGAGAGGAAAAAGCAAGAUGAUCAGUUGGGAAGAUUCUCCAAGAGCUCAGAUUGCCCACGGCUACUUCUACUUCCACUAUGCACAGGAAAUGUGUGACUCCCAGGGACUGGCAAUGUCCAUGGAGGAAGUUCUCUCCUGUGGAAGUCUAACUUGGAGACGGCGCUUGGAUCUGGACAGCCCCUUGCAGUGUUAUGAAGAGGGGAGCAAGGUUAUUGGCUUAGCCCAGGUUUACGCGCCUGCAGGAAAUCGAAAGACCAGGCGCCAUCUUGUGUGAGCCGACUCCUUCCGGACUACAUUUCCCAGUGGCCCCCGCAGGAACAGGGCCACUCCUUCACUCGCUUGCCUGACCCUCGGCCUCCCGGGAAGGGUAACUGCAAGCUCUGCACUUCUCAGAUAGGUCCCCAAAGGAGAAAGGAGGACUGGCAGUUGACCAAGCCAAGUAAAAGGGCUUCUCCUAAACUGAGGAUGACCGAGGCAUAGUUUAACUUCCUGUUAUAGACUGAAGACUAGUACAAACAAUAAGAGAAUUCAAAAAGGAAAACAGCCCCGAAGAGGACUGAUCGUCUCCUGCAAUACUGAAAGCCAUGGCCCAGGGCUCAGUGGUGUUUAGUGAUGUGUCUGUAGACUUCUCGCAGGAGGAGUGGGAGUGCCUGGACCCUGGUCAGAGGGACUUAUACAGAAAUGUGAUGUUGGAGAACUAUAGCAGUCUGCUGUCAGUGGGACUUUACAUUCCUAAGCCUCAAGUCAUCUCCUUGUUGGAACAAGGGAAAGAGCCCUGGAUGGUUGGCAGAGAGCUGACGAGAGGCCUGUGUUCAGAUCUGGAAUCAAUGUGUGAAAACAAGUUACUAUCUCUGAAGAAGGAAGUUUAUGAAAUCGAGUCAUGCCAGAGGGAGAUAAUGGGGCUUACAAAGCGUGGCCUUGAGUACUCCAGUUUUGGAGACAUUUUGGAAUACAGAAGCCGCUUUGAGAAACAACUGGGAUAUCAACGUGGGCAUUUAGGCCAGGACGCGUUCCCUCAUGAACACAUGCCUGUGUUUACUCCACAGACAUUCUUCACUCUACAUCAAAUAAUUAAUGAUGAAGAGAAGCCCUAUGAAUGUAAGAAAUGUGGAAAGGUCUUUAGUCAGAAUUCACAAUUUAUUCAACAUCAGAGAAUUCAUAUUGGUGAAAAGUCUUAUGAAUGUAAGGAGUGUGGGAAAUUCUUUAGUUGUGGCUCACAUGUUACUCGACACCUGAAAAUUCACACUGGUGAAAAGCCCUUUGAAUGUCAGGAGUGUGGGAAGGCCUUCAGUUGUAGCUCAUACCUCUCUCAACACCAGAGGAUUCAUACUGGUAAGAAACCCUAUGAAUGCAAGGAAUGUGGAAAGGCCUUUAGCUAUUGUUCAAAUCUUAUUGAUCAUCAGAGAAUUCACACCGGUGAGAAACCCUAUGAAUGUAAAGUAUGUGGGAAAGCCUUUACUAAGAGCUCACAGCUUUUUCAACAUGUGAGAAUUCAUACAGGUGAGAAACCCUAUGAAUGUAAAGAAUGUGGCAAAGCCUUCACUCAGAGCUCAAAGCUUGUUCAGCAUCAGAGAAUUCACACUGGCGAGAAACCCUAUGAGUGCAAGGAAUGUGGCAAAGCCUUUAGUAGUGGCUCCGCACUUACUAAUCAUCAGAGAAUUCACACUGGGGAGAAACCCUAUGAUUGUAAGGAAUGUGGGAAAGCUUUUACUCAGAGCUCACAACUUCGUCAGCAUCAGAGAAUCCAUGCUGGUGAGAAACCCUUUGAAUGUCUUGAAUGUGGGAAGGCCUUUACUCAGAACUCACAACUUUUUCAACAUCAAAGAAUUCAUACAGAUGAAAAACCAUAUGAAUGUAAUGAAUGUGGAAAGGCCUUUAAUAAAUGCUCAAACCUUACACGACAUCUGAGAAUUCAUAGUGGUGAAAAGCCCUAUAACUGUAAGGAAUGUGGGAAGGCAUUUAGUAGUGGCUCAGAUCUCAUUCGUCAUCAGGGAGUUCAUACUGAUGAAUAAUAAAAGCAAAAGCUCUUGUCACUUUCCUAAUAUUUUAAACAAAAAGAAAUUCAUGUUUGAUACUCUUUCACU
Messenger RNA from Suricata suricatta (meerkat), 2755 nucleotides. RefSeq names its product zinc finger protein 383. The transcript has 9 exons. The record is from RefSeq and is a predicted model, not a curated record. Gene Ontology annotation, biological process: regulation of DNA-templated transcription. NCBI's taxonomy places the organism in Eukaryota, Metazoa, Chordata, Mammalia, Carnivora, Herpestidae. Bases 1256 to 2683 code for a protein of 475 amino acids.